Aspergillus ibericus CBS 121593 is the source of this 1632-nucleotide messenger RNA. RefSeq names its product oxidoreductase, short-chain dehydrogenase/reductase family. Lineage: Eukaryota; Fungi; Ascomycota; Eurotiomycetes; Eurotiales; Aspergillaceae. Bases 107 to 1513 code for a protein of 468 amino acids. The record is from RefSeq and is a predicted model, not a curated record. The transcript is spliced from 3 exons.
UACCCAUCAUACCCCGGCGGUCUUCUUCCUCAUUCAACCUCUUCGGCUGGUUCUCAGGUACCACUUUCCACCUUCUGUUUCGAGCAUCAGUCAAUCGGGUUCGGGGAUGCCUGGCGUGGCGAUAACCAUGGACGUCUGGUCCUCCGGCCAUGGAUCUCUACACCCCCAAGCCGCCAUGAACUCAAUUUCGACAUCAUCAAUUCCUCCCGGUCUGGACCCUGACCCUCUGCAGUUAUCAGCCACGAGUCCGGCCAUAUGCCAGGCAGCAUACCCGGGAACGCUGUCACUCCACAACUAUCGCAAACAACUCUCCGACGCCGAUCCCUUCAUCCUCGAGAGCCAGGAGGGAAAGAUUCUGAGACGAAAGAACGCUGCAUUGCAUCUCAACCAAAACCCAAUGUAUCCGCUUCACUCCGCUCAUCCCUUCUCGGUGUCUUCGAUGGCAUCGAGCCCUCCCCCGCUCUCGCCAUCGUACUCUCCAAGCGCUAUGAGUGAGCAGGGCCCAGAGAGUCUUCAUGGAUUUGUUUUGUCUCCGAAUGUAGAAAUGCAUUCCUUGGACAGUCCGAUAUACUCCAAACAAAACCCACACAGACUAUUAGACACAUUUCGUGAUCGAUUGGAGAAAUACCCAGAUUCGAACCCCGACCAGGAUGGCUCUCUCCAUAGGCACACCAGAACCCGCUCAGAUUCCAUGCUGUUGAACAUGAAGAAACGAACUGCAACCGUGAUCGACCAUGGCACUUCGUUUGAGAUUAUCAACCCGCAUGAAUCGCUCAACUUCGCUCGAAUAGUCUCAUUCAUCGAGGAUGUCGACACCUAUUCAUCCCGAGGCUCGACCGGCAAUCACCGAGAAUCUUAUAUAGAAAUGGCCAAUGAUGCACUUGUCAUCCCGGAAUACGAACAUCGGCAGAGCCUUGCACCGAUAGACCCAGCUCCGGAGCAAGACGAAAAGCAAGUCCACGACGAGCUUGUCGGCGAUGCUCCGCACCAGCCUAUGCCAUCCAUCUCAGAGCGCCUCGAAACCAACGACUCUGACGACAUGGAAUCAAGAUACUCGCGGUCCCCACGGCACACCAAACACCGGCCACCGCCCCUGCGACCAAGAGCCUGGACCGACGAGAGCGACCUGGGGGAACCCGGUUCACCUAUCUGCGAUGACGCGGUUUAUCCAUCACCCAUGUCAUUCCAACGUCCAUCCACAUCCCCCUUCCCGAUCGAACACCAACCAUCACCCGUUCCACACCCAGCAGCAUACUAUGAUAUGAAUCUUUGGCAAGGAGCCUCCCGCUUCCAAGACGGACAUGGCCUGCCUCAUCCUCUGUACUCGAACCCACCAUCGCCCUACGCAAGUCCACUGUCAUUCCCCGCACAACAUGAGGCCCCCAAACUCCACAUCCAUCACAACAUCUCCAAGCGAUCUCUCGAGAAUCGCAAGAAAAACAACAAGGCGAAAGCCGGUCCACUGAACCCUUUCAAGCGAUUAUACAGCCUGUUUCGGAAGAAACGGCGAUAAUCGUUCCAAUCACGCACCCACCAAUCUUCGCUCCUUACCUUCGGCCCCUCACCGCUUCUUCCUUUCUUUUCUCUACUAGCCAUUGGCACUCUCCCUUCUACACCCCACUAUCCCACUUU